Messenger RNA from Punica granatum (pomegranate), 829 nucleotides. The record is from RefSeq and is a predicted model, not a curated record. NCBI's taxonomy places the organism in Eukaryota, Viridiplantae, Streptophyta, Magnoliopsida, Myrtales, Lythraceae.
GGGGGCGGCACCCCAAGAGUUCAAAACCCCACAUGGGCUACUGAAAUCAAAUUGCCACACUUCAAAGUUUCCCUAAAAGUCAAACAAUUAGCCUCCCCCCCUCCAUAUCCUCACCUUAUAAAUAGAAGCCAAACACCAUCAUCAGCUUCUCCAAGCACACUCUGAACCAUCAUUAACUUCUCCAAAUCGACACACUCACACUCGAAAAGCUGGUCUCCUUUUGCUAAAGCCCCCAUUAAACCUCGUCGAUCACGUAUUCAAGAGCAACCGGUAAACAUGAGGCUAACACGAGUAGUAAAUAAGGCGGUCGUCAUCCAGUUCCUUCUCUUUGCCUUCUUAUUGAUCUCUGCGACAUGGGGGAGGCCGUUGAAUGAAGGAUCUCAUUCUUCUUCGAUUCCUUCUUCUUCUUUAAGGUUUCAUGGAGAUGUUGUGAGAGGUUUCGAGGUCGUCUUGGAGUCGAUGUCCAUCGGGGCAGUCAAGAAGUCGGGCCCAAGCCCUGGUGGCGGUGGGCAUCGGCUCCCGACAACGCUAGGAGGCAUUAAGAACUCUGGUCCCAGCCCGGGUGGCGGUGGGCACAGGCUUAAGGAAACACUAGGAGCGACUAAGAACUCCGGCCCAAGCCCUGGGGAGGGCCACAGUGCCGUCUCUGGGAACAAGCAUUGACUUUCUUUAAUGGAAAUGAUCGCCUCCAAUUUCUUGAUUCCAAUUCAUAAAUUAAUUUCUUUUUCCAUUAUUCAAAUAGUUUAUCUGUGAGUACUGUUCCCUGAAUGGGUAGUUUUGUUGUCUAAAAUUCAUAAUGUAGUGAUAUCCUUUUCUUCUUUCAAUUUAA